Messenger RNA from Mycena indigotica, 1128 nucleotides. RefSeq names its product Cytochrome P450. The record is from RefSeq and is a predicted model, not a curated record. Gene Ontology annotation, molecular function: heme binding; monooxygenase activity; oxidoreductase activity, acting on paired donors, with incorporation or reduction of molecular oxygen. NCBI's taxonomy places the organism in Eukaryota, Fungi, Basidiomycota, Agaricomycetes, Agaricales, Mycenaceae. The transcript has 9 exons. The coding region runs from base 1 to 1128 and encodes 375 amino acids.
AUGUUAUCUGCAAUCGUCUUCCUUCUGCUCUCCGCCUACCUUACUCGCGCCCUUUUCAACGAGGCCCGUCGGCGGCGCGCAAUACAGCAUAUCCAAGGCCCACUUCCCAGCUCAUGGCUCCUUGGCAAUCUCGUGGAGCUUCAAAUCCCGCAAAUCUACGGCGACUUUGAAUCCGCUUGUCGCAAGGCAUAUGGGCUUGUCUACCGGUUCAAGGGCGGGUUUGGUCGCGAUAGACUGGCCAUUUCGGACCCCAAAGCACUCCAAUACAUCUAUAACAGCGCCGCAUUCGUGAAUACGCCUGCGUAUGGGACACUUAUCGUCUGGUUGCUCAGCGAGGGCGGCGUCAGCGGCAAAAUGGGACGGGAGCACCGGGAGCUGCGUUCGGCGCUCAACGUCGGCUUUUCCCCAGCAGCUAUCCGGAACUACGGAGUGAUAUUUGAGCGCGUUGCACAGAAGCUUGUGGAUCGUUUGGCCGCAUGUAUGGACGAGAACAAACAUGGAGUCGUUGAUAUCGUCCCUUUGUUGACCAAAGCGGCACUGGCAAGCAUUAGUGAAGCUGCUUUAGGAGUACCACUGGAAGAAGUCCCGCCGGAGGUCGUUGAAACCAAUCGCCAAAUUGUCGAAGAAUCCGCCACGCGCAGGCCCGCGCAGCUCAUCGUGGACGAAAUACUGAACCUCGAGCUUCUGCCCGGCUGGCUGCUGCGCGCCAUGCCCAAGUUGGCCAUCGGGGAGGUCUUUAAGCGCAUCAGGGACCAAGUCCGCUAUACCGAGCGGCUUGGUUGGCAAGCAGUGGAUAGCUAUAUGGAGAGGGGACUCGACGACUCGAACGCGCUAGAAACCCUCUAUGGCGCGCUUCUCUCUGACAACAAGCAAGGACUCGGAAAUCUGACGGUAGAGAAUCUUGUACAGCAAACAUCCACGCUGUUCAUUGCGGGGCAGGAGACGAGCGCGAUCGCGCUGUCGUGGCUAUUCACCGAGCUCGCCCGCAAACCAGCGCUACAGGACGCUCUGCGCACGGAGGCGCUUGAGCUGCGCGCCAAGCAAGUUCCGUUCGAGCAGUACCCGUUGCUCAAUGCGGCUAUCAAGGCCAGUUACAUGGCCCUUACUAAAUACCUGCUUUUCAAGUGA